Messenger RNA from Solea solea (common sole), 1238 nucleotides. RefSeq names its product olfactory receptor 11A1-like. Gene Ontology annotation, cellular component: membrane. Lineage: Eukaryota; Metazoa; Chordata; Actinopteri; Pleuronectiformes; Soleidae. The transcript has a single exon. Gene Ontology annotation, biological process: G protein-coupled receptor signaling pathway. The coding region runs from base 270 to 1199 and encodes 309 amino acids. The record is from RefSeq and is a predicted model, not a curated record. Gene Ontology annotation, molecular function: olfactory receptor activity; G protein-coupled receptor activity.
ACCAAACCGUACCAAACCGACCCAACCCAAAACAUGACAGAAAGAUCAUCUCUUCAUUGAUGUUUUCUGCUUGAAUCCUGUCAUGCUUCCAUCAGUGUGGCUAACAUUAGCAUGCUAUCCCUCUGUGGCAGCAGCUGUGCUGUGAUUGGUGGUUUUGUGAGGACGCCUUCAGUGUUUGGUUGAACAGUCUGAUAAAACCUCAGCACACACUCACACCGGUCACAGUGUGACUGUCUUCUCUUUAACGUGGUGACACAGUGAUCACAUCCAUGUCUGCUGAACUGAACGUAACGUAUAUUAUUCUUGACGGUCAUGUUGACGUGGAGAGUUACAGAUAUCUUUACUUUGUUGUCAUGUUUGCAGCUUAUAUUCUGAUCAUUUGUUGUAACAGCACAAUUGUGUGUGUGAUUGUGACUCAGCAGAACCUCCAUGAGCCCAUGUACGUGUUCGUCGCAGCGUUGUUGCUCAACUCUCUCCUGCUGAGCACAAACAUUUACCCAAAGCUGCUGAUGGACUUUUUAUCUGAGCAGCAGAUCAUCUCAUACUCAGCGUGUCUCUUCCAGUGUUUCCUUUAUUACUCUUUAAGUGGUUCAGAGUUCCUGCUGUUGUCGGCCAUGGCCUACGACAGGUACGUGUCCAUAUGUAAACCUCUGCAGUAUCAGACCAUCAUGAGCAGAUCCACAGUGUGUGUUCUGCUGCUGUGUGCGUGGCUGCUUCCUGUUUGUCAGACUGCUGCUCCUGUCAUUGCUCGGAUCCACAAUAAACUCUGCACUUUUACUUUGAACGGGAUUUUGUGCAAUAAUUCAGUUCAUAAUCUUUACUGUGUGACAUCCAGAGUGUUUUCCAUAUAUGGUGUGGUUGUCCUCAUUGACCUGGUGAUCGUUCCGAUGUUCUUCAUCCUGUUCACGUACACAAACAUCCUCAUCAUCUCCUACAGGAGUUCUAAGAGUGUCAGGACCAAGGCGGCUCAGACCUGUUUACCUCACCUGCUGGUUCUGAUCAACUACUCCUGUCUGAUCACCUACGACGUCACUAUCGUCAAACUGGACUCCGAUUUCCCAAAAAUGGCUCGUUUUGUGAUGACGCUACAGAUGCUGGUGUAUAAUCCUCUCUUUAAUCCCAUCAUAUACGGACUGAAGAUGAAGGAGAUUUACAAACACCUCAGACGGUUGUUCUGUCGCAUCAAAGUGAACGGAUGAAUCCACCAUUCACUCACUCACUGAUGACUGUUCAGAUCA